Rhinolophus ferrumequinum (greater horseshoe bat) is the source of this 948-nucleotide messenger RNA. RefSeq names its product protein N-terminal asparagine amidohydrolase-like. Gene Ontology annotation, cellular component: nucleus. The record is from RefSeq and is a predicted model, not a curated record. Lineage: Eukaryota; Metazoa; Chordata; Mammalia; Chiroptera; Rhinolophidae. Gene Ontology annotation, molecular function: protein-N-terminal asparagine amidohydrolase activity. Gene Ontology annotation, biological process: ubiquitin-dependent protein catabolic process.
AUGGGACAUCCUGCUUCACUUCAAGAAUAUUCAGGGGGACAUGAGCAUCCAGCAAGUGGGGAUUCCGCAUCCAGGGCUCUCCUGGGCGGCUCCCUCGGUAAUUUCAGUGGUGGUCCAGGGGCGGUGAGUGUGGCUGCGACAGUCCACGGGGGACCUCCUCCAAGCCCACCUGCUUCUGGAGGCUCCAUCUCCAUUCCAAGUUCUGAUGAUGACACAUGUCACAUUGUGAUCCUGAGGCACACAAGUAAUGGGGCUACCUGCUUGACACAUUGUGAUGGAACCAACACCAAAGCUGAGGUCCCCUUGAUCACGAACUCCAUAAAAUCCUUUUCUGACCACACUCACUGUGGAAGGCUGGAAGUGUACCUCGUCGGCGGCUUCAGUGGUAAUAGGCGGUUGUCACAAAAACUUACUCAUCAACUUCUUAGCGAAUUCGACAGUCAAAAAGGUGACAUUCACUUAGUGACAUUAUGUGUGACAGAAUUAAAUGACCAGGAAAAAAAUGAAAACCACUUUCCAAUAAUUUAUGGCGUUGCUAUCCACAUGAAAACUGCCGAGAUUUACAGAACCUCCUUCCAGGAUCGCAGUCCAGGGCAGGAGCUGCGUGCUGCUCGAGAUAUAACAGGAGAACCGAUGAUUAGUAUUUACGAUUCAAGGACAGGACAACUCCGUACUGGACUCUAUUCCUGGAUGCCAUCUCCACGUGGGGAUGACUGGUUGCAGCAAGAUGAUAAGGAAAUACUAGAGAACCUUUUCACUUCACCUCUAGCUGAGCCCUCCCACUUUGUUGAACACAUUAGAUCUACCUUGAUGUUUUUUUACAAAUACCCAUCUCCAACAAACAAGCUAUUUCCUGGAAAUAAAGCUCUACUCUACAAGAAAAGAAAAAACAAACAAACAAAUAAUGAAGACGGCUUAUGGGAAAAGAUCUCUUCUCUAGGAAGCUGA